This is a messenger RNA of Drosophila erecta, 3124 nucleotides long. RefSeq lists its product as uncharacterized. The record is from RefSeq and is a predicted model, not a curated record. Bases 322 to 2856 code for a protein of 844 amino acids. The transcript is spliced from 6 exons. Lineage: Eukaryota; Metazoa; Arthropoda; Insecta; Diptera; Drosophilidae.
GUCACUUCUGUGUUUUUGAUCGGCGGAUCAAUGCGACUUCAGUACUGAAAGAGCUCUUCUCGGCGAAACAAGUUGGGCGCACGCAAACGAAAAAUUGUAUACAAAAGACAUUGUGUAUAAUAGACAUUAUUUUUGUUUUUUUUUUAUAAGUUUUUUCUAAAAAGUUUCUGCGAAUGACGAAGAGCCCCGUUUUAGUGUGUGCCCCUAAGAUCGGCGAUCGUAAAAUAAGUGGGGUGAUAUAGUGCGGAGUGACCGACGAGGUUCUUGUUUUUUUACUGAGAAAGCAUAUCAAAAGUGGAGAAAAAAUAAAAAAGAAACAGAAUGAAUUCGCGACGAAUUACUCUGGUCCUACUCGGCAUUUUUCAUUUGUUUUCUGUCCAUGAUGCACUAACCUAUCCGGAGCGCUUCGAUCGUCUGCCCAUUUGGGGUGGCCAUUCCCAAAUCCGUGGGGCGCUGAUGGAUCCCGCCCAACGGGAGAAUCGGGAAAGCAGGGAGAACAGGGUGGACAUAUGCCGGCACUGUUACUGCACCCAUCUCAAGGCCAUCUGCGAUUACAAGCUGAACAAAACGCUCCCAAACGAAUUUAACGACGAGUUAUUGGUGCCGCUGAACAUCAAAUACAUCGAGGUGCGGCUGACUGCUGGCACCCAGUUCGUGAUGUACGAGAACUUCUUCCAGGACAACCAGGUGAACUACUUCGGUGUGAUCGGAGUGGGGAAGGAUGACCAGGUGGAAAUAACCAGCAAUGCAUUUAGCCACAACAAAGGUGGCUAUCCCAGCAUCGAAAUAAGAAACGUAUUGCGCGUUUUCCUGCGUGAGAAAUUCCUGACAGGUGCGGAGUACAAGCUGCUGGUGGAGGAUGUUGAACAGCUAUCCGUGUUCUCCAAUGCCCUUCAGAUGACCAAUCUGGACUGCUCCCUCAAGCGAAUCAAGCAGCUGAAUAUUAUGAAGAACGCCUUCAAUCCCGGCGUUGCCAAGUAUGGAAUAAACCUGCGCGUCGAGGAUUCGUACAUCAAUCAGCUGGGUAUCUUCGGCGUGUCCAUGGGCAAGGUGAGCCUGUUGCGCUGCCACAUCGACAUGAUCAUGAGCAAUGCCUUCGACGUCACCAGCAUCAAGGAGCUGAUCAUCGAGGGCUGCAAAAUCGCGGUGAUCGAGUCCCAGGCGCUGACCAACAAAUUGCACAGCGACAAGGUGGCCAUUCUGGACACGGUGAUCGGUACGAUUGAGGGUCAGGCGAUAAGCCAGAGUGGUAUAACCACAAUGAUUAUGUUUGGAAAUACAAUCACCAGAAUACGUACGAAUGCCAUUCAAAUAGCCGCCGUUAGUCUGUUCAUACGCAACAAUUCAAUGAGCCACGUGGAGCCCAAUUGGCUGAGUGUCAGCCAGGCCGAUCAAGUGGAGAUUGCCAAUAAUCGCUUCCAGGACUACGGACGCUGCGAGCUGAACAUAGCCUCCACGAACUGCAGUUUCCGCAACAAUAUACUGCAGAAUCCGCAGGCGGGCAGCCUCAAUUUCACGUGUCGCGUCCAUCAGGUGCGCGUGGGCAACGAGUGCACGUGCAACAAGUCCUGGCUAUCGCAGCUAACCGAUCACGAUCUGGAAUCGGAAAUCAUGUGCCAGGUGGCGGAGCGUGAUCAUGACUGCUUCAAUGCCACCAAUACGGAUAUCCGCCGGUAUGUCAACGAGGCAUGUGGCAGCAAUGGGACUCGUUACUGUGUGGUUGGCCAGUGGGUGACCAGAACGGCAAGUGAUCAGUUCAGCAACUCCAUUAAAUUGCCCAUCACGAAGUUAGCCAAGUGGAUUAUGAUUUCCCUACUAGUGAUUUUCAUAGUUGUCUUGGUGGCGACCAAGCUUUGGCGCAGUGGAUGUGGUGCUGCUGGCGGUGGCAUGACCACUAAUAAAUGCCAAAUCGAGGAGGACAUUCGCGACCAACUGCUCCAGCUGGCAAUGGAACUGCCCGAUGGCAGUGUCGCGCGCAAGGGUAUACUGAAGCUAAUCAACGGUCACCUGGGCAAGACGGAGUGCCACGAGAGAAUCUUCUUUAUCCUGGAAAACAUGCCGAAGUGCGAGUUGAUCGAAAGAUUGCUGCUCAGGCACAUAUCGCAGAGUCACGUGGAUGCCAGUGACUCGACGGGCGAGGCAUAUGCCAUCAACGCCUUCAUUUCCAGUGGCAGUGGCAGUGCCAGUGCCACAGCACUACCACCGAUGCCCAGUGCGCCCAGCGCGCCCAGUUCUGUUCCCAGUGAGGGCGGAUUCGAUGAUGAGCCCAUCUACCAGGAGCCCGAUCAGCAGCGACCGCUCAUCGCCGACUACUCAUCGCCGCUGCAUUCCGUCGAGGAUACGUACUCGGAGCCGAUCAAUGCGACGAAUACGAGCGACAUGCCACCGGCAUAUCAAUAUGCCACGCCAAUGCGCAUCCUGACACGCCCACCGAUGCAGCAGCAGCCAUCGACGGUGGCCAGUUAUGCCACGCCCGUGUGGCGGGCCACGCCCAGUGCCACGCCCACCAGCCGCCCGCCAUCGGGAUCACAGGGCUCGGCCAGCGCCACGGCGCCAAGAGCUGUCAAGGAUCUGAGGCAGGCUCUGCAGAACUCCCCGCAAUUCCAUCCCAACCAGCUGACCUCAACGCGCAACCAAAGACAAGUUCUGCAGACUCUGCCGCCGCACCAGCCGCUGCAGCCGCCGCCCUACAGUCAGAGGUCACAGGUCAAGGAUCGGCGGCGGCGCAGCUUCGAGUGCCUCGAUGGCGCCGCCAGCCUGGCGGCCAUGGAGCACAUGGACUCCGGCUCGGAUCACUCCGGCGGCAGCGAUGUGACCGUCCAAAUCGCCGAUGUGAUCGACUACGCGGACGCCUAAAAGUAUGCAGAGCCCCAACAUAUAUAUAGUACUCUAUAUAUACCUAUAAUUCUGCCACAACUGUCAUACCUGCCACCUGCCACCCACAAAACACAGAAAAACAAAAAUACCGAAAACACUAUGUGAUAUUCUCUGGAUAUGCGACGAACUGAGGAGAGCUACGCAUAUGUUGAUAUAGCUAUAUAUCUAGGGAGAACCGAUCGAGGAGAUAUAUAUACCAUAAGCUAGAUUAAGUUAAUUAAUUUAAAUAAAUGGCCCGACCGACAAA